AUGAAAGUGUCACUUCCCAACACAGUUGAUAAAAUCGUGACUGGUGAUGCUGGUACGAUAGAUAAUCCUAUCGAUGCUCUCAUUAUCGGUGCUGGUCCUUCUGGCAUGGUAUGUCUUCGAAAUCUGCUCAGAGAUGAUCCUCCACUCUCAGUUCUUGCUGUGGAGCGUCAGGCAGUUCCCGGCGGAAUUUGGACUGGCCAUAUCCCAGAAUAUUCAACUCUCCAAGAUCUGGUCGUCGAAUAUGAAUGUCACGGGGUCAAGUUUCCUCGACGAGAGCCUCAGAGACGGGCAUCGAGAGAUCAAGUUGCUGAAUUUUGUCAAGCAUAUUUCCAAGAAUUCCAUCUCAGCCAACAUGUGCUGUGGCAGCAUGACGUGGUCCAUGUGGAGAUGGUCAAGCCGAUGCUUCAUAAAGUUGAUCUUCGUCCCUUGGUAGAGGGACUGGAGAACUCCGUCUCUCGGACCAUUUACACGCGAAGUGUUCUUGUUUGCACUGGACACAAUAUGUAUCCUUACAUGCCCAAAUUUCCGGGCCAGGAAACGGCAACUUUCCCUAUUAUACACAACAAUAAUAUUCGCGAGGCAAAGGAGAUCCCUACCUCGGACGUUUUAAUUGUCGGAGCAGGUCCCUCGGCCAUGGAUAUCAUCCAGCAAGCCUGCCUCACCCAGAAUGCAACCAACGUUCACCUGGUUGCACGCUCUCCUCAUUGGGGUGCCCCAGACAUGUGGUGGCCAUCACUAUGGAGAUUUGGAUGGACAGAUCUGCACUUAUGCCGAGUCUUGUACCGAAUCCUACCAAUCUUCGUUGUGGACGCCAUUUUAUACUUUAUCCACUACAUCUGGGCCCUGAUCCAAGGCGUCCCAGAAUGGCGACCUCCAUUCCAUGAGGGUGCAUCCGCCAAAGUAGGCUACAUCCUCCGAUCCCACCUCGUCCCGGCGUACAAAAAUGGCCAAUUCAAGAUCCACAAUGGCUGUGGUAUCAAGCUCAUCGACGGCGAUAGUGUCGCCCUGACGAAUGGCACAGUCCUCAAACCAAAGAUGUUCGUCGCAGCAACCGGGUGGUCUACUGAUUCUUCCUACCUCCCCGAGGGCUGCGAAGCAGGAGAAUACGACUCCCUGGCCGCUGCUGAUGCGGAGCGCCCUCUGUACCUCCGCUUCUACGACCAGGACUACCCCGGGAUCUUCUAUAUAUCCGUUGCAGCGGGUUUCAUCACGUAUACUGAAAACGCGUCAUUUCUCAGCCAAGCUGUUAAUCAGAUCUUGAGAGGCACUUGGACUCCGCCGUCUGCGGAAGAGAUUAAGAAAAACAAUAGGGAGGUCGCGUUGCAUCAUAUUGCUCUUCCUGGGCUUAUUGAAAAUGAUCUUGAAGCUGCGGGCUUCAAGGAUCUGAGAGGGAAGAAUUACCGUUAG
Molecule: messenger RNA, 1407 nt
Organism: Penicillium odoratum
Lineage: Eukaryota; Fungi; Ascomycota; Eurotiomycetes; Eurotiales; Aspergillaceae
Exons: 5
Coding region: 1-1407 (468 amino acids)
Molecular function (GO): NADP binding; N,N-dimethylaniline monooxygenase activity; flavin adenine dinucleotide binding
Source: RefSeq, a predicted model, not a curated record